Messenger RNA from Striga asiatica, 6250 nucleotides. The record is from the annotation of a GenBank genome assembly. Lineage: Eukaryota; Viridiplantae; Streptophyta; Magnoliopsida; Lamiales; Orobanchaceae.
AUGGAGUCGAAGGAAGCUACGUCGUAUCCCGCCGUCGAAGCUCCCACAGGUUCCUUCGCUCCUCCCUCGUUUCAAUCUUCUAAUGCCGUCGAAAAUCCAUCUGUAUUGAAUAAAAACAUUGAAUUGAGCGAUGAUAACGACGAUAAAAGUAAGGGUGAUGGUAAGGGCGCCGCGUCUGAGGACGAGGGUUUUGUGAGCGGUAAUGAGGAGUUUGAGCCCGAGUCGAAUAAGGCUGUUGUGGAGGAAAUUGUUGUUGGUGGUGGUGCUGAAAAAGAGGAUAAGGAUAAGGAAAGUUAUGGCGUUGAGAAAGCAUCGGGUGAUUUUGACUCGGUUCAGAAAGCAGGCGGUAAUCCCGAUGGUGGAUUGGUGGAAGGUUCUGGGACUGAGGUUUUGGUUGGGGAAGAGGUGAAUAUGGUGGUCGAGGGAGCUGAAAUAGAAGGAAAGGAAAAGAAGGAUUCAUUGAGUGUUGGGCCGGAGAAGGAGGUGGAAGAGGUUUCGGUGGAAGAAUUGAAAUUUGCUGAUGCAGCCGAUGAGAAAUCCCUGCAAGAGGCUGAUUCUUUGGUCGACCAUAUUGAUGUAGAUGUAGUUGCCCCUGGGGUAGCUGUUGUUGGAGGGGCUGAAGAAAAUGAAGAUGUGGUGGCUGAGCCACCGGAGGAGGUGGCUGAGCCGGAGAAAGUAGAGGUGGCUGAGCCGGAGAAAGUAGAGGUGGCCGAGCCGGAGAAAGUAGAGGUGGCUGAGUUGGAGAAAGUAGAGGUGUCUGAGCCGGAGAAAGUAGAGGUGGCCAGUCGUGGUGACGUGGAACUCACGAGCGAAGGUGAUUCUGUGGUUGACAACAUUCAGGUUGAUGUUGUGGGGUCCGGAGAUAAGGGAGAUGAAAAGGUUGAGAGAGAGGAAGCCCCGCUUGAGCUUGAAUCGGUUGGUGGUUUUACUGAAAAGAGUACUGGGGAAGUUGUAGUUCAGAAUACGGCUGAUGCUGUUGAGGGAAAGCCACUUCAACCUGAACAUGUUGUGGUUGCAGGCGAAAAGAAUGAAGAUUUAGGCAUUGGGGCCGAAAAUAACGAUUCCGUUGAAAGAGGUGCAGUUAUGGAUGCUGAGGACGGCCAAAAGAAAUCGGAGGUGGAUUCUGAAGGUACAAAGAAUGAAAUUGAGGCGGAUAUUUUCUCUGAAACAGCAAAACCCAAAGAAAUCCAUGAAGGUGAAGUUGCGAGGAGCCACCCUGAUGACUCCAUAUCGGAUGAGGACGCGGAUGACAUGAUCUUCGGGAGCUCUGAUGCAGCCCGAAAGUUCAUAGAGGAGCUGGAGCAGGAAUCCCAUGCCCUUGCGGAUAGCUCGCACGAGCUGGCCCGUGAAAUUGAUGGCCAGAUUGUCACGGAUUCUGAGGAAGAAGAAGACGAGACGGACGAUGAUGAAGGAGAUGGGAAGGAGCUUUUGGACUCUGCUGCAUUAGCAUCACUUUUGAAGGCGGUCACCGGAAGCGAUGCGAAUGGCGGCAGUGUCACCAUCACUUCUCAGGACGGUUCAAGGCUUUUCUCCGUCGAGCGCCCGGCUGGCCUCGGGUCUUCCCUUCAGUCCCUCAGGCCUGGCCCACGACAGAACACGCCGAGUUUCAGCUUGGACGAUGCAAAGAGGAUGGCGAUGAAGCUCGAGAUGGAACAAAGGGAUGACUUGGACUUCUCGGUGAACAUGCUUGUUCUCGGGAAAGACGGUGUGGGUAAAAGUGCCACUAUAAAUUCCAUAUUCGGCGAGGAGAAGACCACGAUUGAUGCUUUUGAGGCCGGAACGGAUUCUGUGAAGGAGAUUUCUGGGUUUAUCGAUGGAGUCAAGGUUUGUAUUGUGGACACGCCAGGCCUCAAGCGUUCGGUGAUGGAACAGGGUCACAACCGCAGUAUUUUGUCCUCUGUAAAGAAGUUCACCAAGAAAACACCGGCCGAUGUUGUCCUUUACGUGGACCGACUGGACUCACAGUCUAGAGAUCUUAACGAUUUGCCUCUGUUGAAAACCAUCAACACCAUUCUUGGCUCGUCCAUAUGGCGAAGUGCCGUAAUUGCCCUCACUCAUUCGGCCUCGGCGCCUCCAGACGGGCCAUCCGGUGCUCCCUUGAGCUACGAGGUAUUCGUUUCACAAAGGUCCCAUGUUGUCCAGCAGUCGAUUGGCCAGUCUGUGGGUGAUUUACGUAUGAUGGUCCCGAGCCUCACAAACCCUGUCUCCCUAGUCGAGAACCACCCGUCUUGCCGGAAAAAUCGCGACGGCCACAAGAUACUUCCGAACGGACAGGUCUGGAGGCCCCAGCUGCUGCUUUUAUGCUACUCGAUGAAAAUCCUUUCUGAGGCGAAUUCAAUCUCUAAACCCCAAGACCUGUUUGACCACCGCAAGCUGUUCGGUUUUCGGGCCCGCUCCCCGCCUCUCCCUUACAUGCUGUCAUCCAUGCUGCAGUCCCGUUCGCACCCAAAACUUCCAUCGGAACUCGGUGGAGAUAAUGCGGAUUCUGAUAUCGACUUGGAUGACUUCUCGGAUUCGGACCACGAAGGUGGGGAAGAAGACGAGUACGAUCAGCUCCCGCCUUUCAAGCCUCUCAGAAAGGCCCAAAUUGCGAAACUGACCCGGGAGCAGAGGAUCGCGUAUUUCGAAGAGUACGAUUACCGCGUGAAGCUUCUGCAAAAGAAGCAGUGGAAAGAGGAGCUGAGAAGGAUGAGAGAAUUCAAGAAAAGGGGAGGCCGUGGUAACGAUUACAACAACCCGUCUGCUGCUGAUAAUGAUGACGAGGCAGAUUCUGGCUCGGCUGCCCCAGUUGCAGUCCCUCUGCCUGACAUGGCUUUGCCGCCUUCGUUCGACGGGGACAAUCCGGCUUAUCGGUACCGUUUUCUCGAGCCGACCUCACAAUUCCUUGCACGGCCCGUUCUCGACACUCACGGGUGGGACCACGAUUGCGGCUAUGACGGUGUGAACGUCGAGCACAGCCUGGCGAUCCUCAAUCGCUUUCCCGCCACGUACACUUUCCAGAUAACGAAGGACAAAAAGGACUUCACGGUAAGCCUCGACUCGUCGAUUGCCACGAGACUCGGCGAAAACGUCUCGACUUUGGCGGGAUUCGAUGUCCAGAGCAUGGGGAAACAGCUGGCGUACAUUUUCCGUGGAGAGACCAAAAUCAAGAAGGUGAUGAAGAACAAAGUUACUGGCGGGGUCUCGUUUACUGUCCUGGGAGAGAAUGUGGUGCCUGCAUUUAAAAUCGAGGAUCAGAUCACUUUCGCCAAACGGCACACACUGGUGGGGAGUGCGGGAGUUGUUCGGUCGAAGCACGAGUCGGCUUAUGGGGCCAAUUUCGAGCUGCAGUCGAGGGAUGAUGAUUACCCGAUUGGGCAGGUUCGGUCGACUUUGAGUUUGUCUAUGGUGAAAUGGAGGGGUGACCUGGCGUUGGGGCUCAACGGGCUGGUGCAGUUAGGGCUCGGGAGGAAUUCGAAGGUGACGGUCAAGGCUGGGAUAAAUAACAAGAUGAGUGGGCAGGUGAGUUUGAGGACGAGCAGCACAGACCAUCUCUCGCUUGCGCUGGCUGCUGUUAUCCCAACCGCACUUUCUGUUUACAGGAAGCUUUUCCUUGCUGAGGGGGAGAAGCAGAAGGUUUGGGUUUUCAUUGAGGCUGUCCUUGUGAUGUGCUUGGGCUACAAACGAGUUGAACGGCUCGCGAGUCAACGCUCUACUCGAGCUCAAGCCGGGAAUAUGGAAGAGGAGGAGAUGAAAGCCAUUCUUAGGGAGGCCUUUGGGGAUUCAUCCUCCGACAGCGACGGCGAGCCCUCCGACGACCGCCGCCGGCGAGUUAACGCCAGCAAUAGCAUUUGGGAACCUGUGGCUGAAAUCAGCGGUCUCUGGAUUUGUCGGGACUUUUUAACCGCCGAGCAACAGUCCUCGUUGCUAUCUGCAAUUGAAGAAGAAGGAUAUUUAGCUGAUGCGUCGCGUAAUCAGGCAAUGAGAUUUGGAAAUCUUCCCCCAUGGGCCAAUGAACUAUCGUGUAUUAUACGCGAUAAUGUUCUCUUGGAUGAUUUUCCUUCCAAAUGCAUGGACCCAACAUUUAGUGAUAGCAGUAAGGAAAGCCGUAUUUUUCCACCAGAAAUAUUAUGGAGAGAACCACUGUUCGACCAGUUUAUAGUGAACAUAUACCAGCCAGAAAGUGAUAUUCCAUAUGGCAUGCAGGGGAUUUGUGCACAUGUUGACUUAAUGCGUUUUGAAGAUGGAAUAGCAAUAAUCUCAUUGGAGUCAUCGUGUGUCAUGCAUUUCAGUUCAGUCGAAGAUGAAGUCAAAGGAUCUGUUGUACCCACAGCUAAGAUUCCGGUACUUUUAACCCCAGGUUCUCUGGUUUUGAUGUGGGGUGAGGCACGAUACCUAUGGAAGCACGAGAUUAAUCGCAAGCCAGGUUUCCAAAUCUGGCAAGGCCGAGAAAUCGAGCAGAAGAGAAGGUUGACUAAGCUCAAGCCAAUCUCAGCCGGCGCCGAAUUCCUUACUCCGAUGCCGCGACCAGCAACCCCUACCCGAUCGGCCGCCGCCGGCUCGAAGACGGCGGUAGAAUAUCGCUCCGUCAUUCGAAAAAUCGUCAAAAGCCGUAAAACAUCCUUUGCCCUCGCCGUACUCAUCGCCGACGCAGUCUUGGUUUCUCUCGUCAUCUCAUAUGUUCCAUACACGAAGAUCGACUGGGAUGCUUAUAUGUCACAGGUUAGUGGGUUUCUUGGAGGAGAAAGAGAUUACAGCAAACUCGGAGGGGAUACGGGGCCAUUGGUGUAUCCAGCUGGGUUUCUUUAUAUUUACUCUGCUAUUCAGUAUGUUACUGGUGGCCGGGUUUUUCCUGCCCAGAUUUUGUUUGGUGUACUCUAUAUCGUGAAUCUUGGGAUGGUUAUGUUAAUUUAUCUGAAGACGGAUGUGGUUCCUUGGUGGACUGUGUGCUUGCUUGCUUUGUCCAAAAGGGUGCACUCCAUCUUUGUGCUUCGCUUGUUCAAUGACUGUUUUGCCACCACUCUUUUACAUGCUGCAGUAAUUUCGUUUCUCUAUCAGAAGUGGCAUCUGGGUUUAGUUAUUUUCAGUGGAGCUGUCUCGGUGAAGAUGAAUGUUCUUCUGUAUGCACCUCCAUUGUUACUCCUCUUGAUAAAGGCUAUGAAUCCUUUUGGGGUUGUGUCUUCUGGUGUAGGUGCAGCUUUGGUGCAGAUAAAUUCGUUAUCACUUAUCCUCCUCAAUUCCUCAUGUUCUGUUUCUAGCCAUUUGUCCGUGAAUUUCAAAUUUGUUCCAGAACCGGUUUUUGUAUCUAGAGGAUUUGCGAUGUUUCUAUUGGCUGCUCACCUUAUUAUGCUUGCAUUGUUUGCUCACUUCAGAUGGUGCAGGGGGAUUGUUUACUCUCUUGCACUCAAAGCUCAAUCAGCUGAAGCUCAAGAUGUCUCAUCGAAGUUCGUUUUUUCUCAAAGUAAGCUCAAGAGUGCUUACAACAGAACGUAUUUCUAUUCUCUGCCCUAUUUAUUGUGGCGAACUCCAUUUCCUACUUGGUUACGUUUAACACUGUUUGUUACUGUGGAAUUUUGUUGGAAUGUUUACCCGUCUAAUGUCUACUCUUCGACAAUGCUGCUCGGGGCCCACUUGCUUAUACUAUGUGGCUUGUGGAUAGUACCAACCGAAUACCCGUACGCUGACCAUACAAGUGACAAAUCAGCAUAAAUCAAAUAAAAGGUUAGCUAAUAGCGCUAACUGUUAUCUCAUGUUUGUAACAAAUCUGUUUUCUCACCAAGCUCUCGUUUUUAGCUGUAAGAUCGAAAAAUUUUCUAGUCCAUAGCAGAAUGUUCGAGAUUGAUAUGAAAAGAAAAGGAAAAACGUGUCUUUAUAUAGAUAGCUACAUUAUGAUCAAACAUUCAGAUCUUUGAGCAUUUUAUACGAGGUGAUGGCUGACUUGAUUUGCCUUUAUAAAUUUUGUGGAUUAUGAUUCUUUGGAUAAUUAUACUUUAAUCCAAAUAAUCAAUUUUUUUUUCUUCUGACCAAGCUCUCGUUUUUAGCUGUAAGAUCAAAAAAUUUUCUAGUCCAUAGCAGAAUUUUCGAGAUGGAUAUGAAGAGAUGAGGGAAAAACGUUUCUUUUUAUAGAUAGCUACAUUAUGAUUAAAUAUUCAGAUCUUUGAGCAUUUUAUACGAGCUGAUGGCUGACUUGAUUUGCCCUUAUAAAUUUUGUGGAUUAUGGUUCUUCACUUCUUUGGAUAAUUAUAUUUUAAUACAAAGAAUCAUUUUUUUU